GUGGAAUCUGCCGCGGGAAGAAGGACGCUAGGGUUUCUGGGGCAACUGCAGUCAUGGCGGCGGCUGCUCCCCGGGCUGGCGGCUCCGCGCCUGAGGUGGCGGGUUCCGCCGAAGCCCCGCUGCAGUACAGCCUUCUUCUGCAGUACCUGGUGGGUGACAAGCGUCAGCCCCGGCUCCUGGAUCCCGGAAGCCUGGGCGGGAUCCCGAGUCCGGCCAAGAGUGAGGAGCAGAAGAUGAUCGAGAAGGCGAUGGAAAGCUGCGCCUUCAAGGCAGCGCUGGCCUGCGUGGGAGGAUUUGUCUUGGGAGGUGCAUUUGGGGUGUUCACCGCCGGCAUUGAUACCAAUGUGGGCUUUGACCCUAAGGAUCCUUACCGUACUCCGACAGCAAAAGAAGUUCUUAAAGACAUGGGGCAGAGAGGAAUGUCCUACGCCAAAAAUUUUGCCAUUGUGGGCGCCAUGUUUUCUUGCACUGAGUGUUUGGUAGAAUCUUACCGGGGGAAAUCAGACUGGAAGAACAGUGUCAUUAGUGGCUGCAUCACUGGAGGAGCCAUUGGUUUCAGAGCUGGCUUAAAGGCUGGGGUCAUUGGUUGUGGAGGUUUUGCUGCUUUCUCUGCUGCAAUCGAUUACUAUCUACGGUGAGAGUGAUUGCCUCUGGGGAAGAACACCACCAGCCCAGGAUCAGAGCUGUUCUGAGGAAGGCAUUUUCUGCACCACUCCAGGGCACUUGCCUCAGACACCGAAGACAGUUGUUUUUCCUCAUAUAGUUGAUGUUGUGAGGGAGCCACCUGGCCACUGUACGCCUCCAGCCUCUGAGCAGCCACUGUCUAUUCCUGGACCCCAGCCAGGCUAUGUGGGGAUGUGCCAUGCCGGCCUCUCUUUCCAGCAGAUUAGGAGUCAGUGAGUAGACUUGUAGAAAUUAAGUUCCACAGAGAUUUGGUCCUGGCCCUGCCUGGCCCUCUGGUGGUUUGGUGCUGUGGGAACAGAGGUGACUACAUAGACCCAGAAAGGUGUUCUAUCUUGGAGCUCCAUGCAGUCAUACAUCUCACAUAUCAGGGCAAAGUAAAUUUAUGCCUUCUGUCAAUUAUGUCAUUUUGUUUAGCAUUCUGCUAUCUUCGUUAAAAAAAAUAUAUAUUUAUAUUACAGUUUAAA
This is a messenger RNA of Miniopterus natalensis, 1148 nucleotides long. It is a transcript of the gene TIMM22, whose product is annotated as translocase of inner mitochondrial membrane 22. Gene Ontology annotation, molecular function: transmembrane protein transporter activity. Gene Ontology annotation, cellular component: TIM22 mitochondrial import inner membrane insertion complex. NCBI's taxonomy places the organism in Eukaryota, Metazoa, Chordata, Mammalia, Chiroptera, Miniopteridae. The record is from RefSeq and is a predicted model, not a curated record. Gene Ontology annotation, biological process: protein insertion into mitochondrial inner membrane.